Molecule: messenger RNA, 1586 nt
Organism: Hordeum vulgare subsp. vulgare (domesticated barley)
Lineage: Eukaryota; Viridiplantae; Streptophyta; Magnoliopsida; Poales; Poaceae
Product: pectate lyase-like
Exons: 1
Coding region: 115-1461 (448 amino acids)
Molecular function (GO): pectate lyase activity
Source: RefSeq, a predicted model, not a curated record
ACCGCCACCGCCAUCGUCGGUGCCGUACGUCGUCACCGCGGGAGGUGGUCUCAGAGAAACCUCAUUUCUCCUGAGACCCUUCCGGCGGUGAGGCAGGCGCCGGCGAGCCGCACAAUGGCGGCCGGCUCCGUCAUGGCGAGGAGCCACCUCCACAUUCUCCUGUACGUCCUCGCCACAGUCGUUGUGACCGCGGCGGCAGAGGCGCCGGUAGAGAAAACGCCGCUGCCGGCAUACAACCUCACCGCCGACGAGGAGUACUGGGCGAAGCGGGCUGAGGAAGCUCGCGAGUACAGCCGCGAUGCAUACGUGAGCGACCCCGUGGCCUUGCUUAACCGCUUCAACCGGGAUGUGCACCGGGCGACGGAGCGGCGGUCGCUGGCCAGGAGGUACGGCGGCCCGUGCGUGGCGACGAACCCCAUCGACCGGUGCUGGCGCUGCCGUGCCGACUGGGCCAGCGACCGGCAGCGGCUCGCCACCUGCGCUCGCGGCUUCGGCCACAACGCGGCGGGCGGCGCCGGUGGCAGGACCUACGUGGUGACCGACCCGAGCGACGACGAGCUCAUCGUCCCUAAAAAAGGCACGCUCCGGUUCGGCGUGAUCCAGGACCGGCCGCUCUGGAUCGUCUUCGCGCGGUCCAUGGUGAUCAGACUCUCCCAGGAGCUCAUCGUGAACAGCAACAAGACCAUCGACGGCCGCGGCGCGCAGGUGCACAUCACGGGCGCCCAGAUCACGCUGCAGGGCGUGAAGCACGUCAUCAUCCACAACGUGCACAUCCACCACUCGGCGCCGCACUCCGGUGGCAUGAUCCGGGACUCCAAGCACCACUACGGGCGGCGCACCCGGAGCGACGGCGACGGCGUCUCCAUCCUCUCCUCAAGCAACGUGUGGAUCGACCACGUGUCCAUGUCCAGUUGCGCCGACGGCCUCAUCGACGUCGUCAGCGGCUCCACCGCCAUCACCGUCUCCAACAGCCACUUCACCAACCACGACCACGUCAUGCUCUUCGGCGCCAGCAACGCCCAGGAGCAGCAGGACAGGAUGAUGCAGGUCACCGUCGCCUUCAACCACUUCGGCAAGGGCCUCGUGCAGCGCAUGCCGCGCUGCCGCUUCGGCUUCUUCCACGUCGUGAACAACGACUACACGCACUGGAAGAUGUACGCCAUCGGCGGCAACCGCGACCCCACCAUCAUCAGCCAGGGAAACCGGUUCAUCGCGCCCGAUGACCCCAAUGCCAAGGAGGUGACCAAGCGGGAGUACACGCCCUACAACGAGUACAAGGACUGGGUGUGGAAGUCGCAGGGGGACGUCAUGAUGAACGGGGCCUUCUUCAACCAGUCCGGCGGCCAGAACGAGCGCACGUACGGCAACAUGGACUUCAUCCCUGCCAAGCACGGCAAGUAUGUCGGGCAGCUCACGCAGUUCGCCGGCACGCUCGACUGCCGCGUCGGCAAGCCCUGCUAGUGAAACUCAAUUACGUCCCGCCUUGCUUGCCGGUUAAUCAAUUGCCUCUCCGGUCAUAGAGUUGUACGCGCGUGCAUGUAACUCGUCUAUGGUAACCGUCUCAGAAUGAAAAGUGUAUUAUAUCC